AUGUAAAAUAAGUUAUCAUUUUGUUUGAAAGUGAAAUAUUAUAUUAAGAUAUUCUAACAACCAUUUAGAAAAUUACCCUACAUCACAUCUCUUAGCCUCAGCCAAGAGUAAUUAAUAGGGACACGUCCUUUAACAAUCUGCAUAAUAUUAUUCAAACUAGCCAUGCCCAUGUGUAAUGGGUGUUUUCAUCGUCACCAUGGAAAGUUACAUAUAAAAAUGACAUGAGCAACCUAAGUAAUGGCGCCACGUACGUAUAUGUUUUUGUAUAUUAAGUUAAAGCAUUUUAAUUAGUAGCCUGUUGAUCAACUACUCCAUUAUUGAUCCUGAGAAUUAAAAUAAUUAGGAGUAUAUUCGGUUAGCGGUACACUGAUAAACUAAUCAAUAAUGGAUGAUUAGAGGUAAUUCAUUAAUCGAUUAUAAGUUACACUUAUCGAUAGAUUGAAAUAGUUUUCGGUGUAACCGAUAAUCGAAUAGUCGGUUAAUGAUUAACCGACAACUAAUAUAUAUAUAUAUAUAUUUCUAAUCUCUCCGCGAAAUGGUCAUGUCUCCUUCAAGCGAAUUUCGAAUAAACUACCUCCUCCCAGCCCGACCCUCUUUUAAUUUUCCAAUUUGCUCCGAGUGUGAACCCUAAAAUUGAAAGAGGUAAAUAGUAUUCAUCGAUUUCUUGAGUUAAAUGUAGGCAUCAAAAUUGAAUUGGAAAAGUUUGGAUGACUUAUACUAAAGCAAAGGUAGCAAAGAUCGAUCCCCAUUUUUUUCCAUCAAUGACUUCCCUCUCCUAGUUUGCUUUUAUCACUCUUCUACCUUCCUCUAUCCGGUUUUUUCUCUCGGCCCCAAUAGGAACAACAAGUCAAACCAAAUCAGCGAUAAAAAUAUAUAAUAAUGAAAAAAGAACACAAAAAUAUAUAAUAAUAAAAAAGAACACAUAUAUAUAUGUAGGUAAAAAUCUACAAAAUCCAAAUAUGAAGAAAAGGGAGACCUUGUGUUGAUUCAGUUACCAAUCAAUUAGUUUGGUCUAACCUUGUCGAAUCAAUUACUAAAUGGUUAGUCGCUUACCCAAUAUCCGAAAAAGGGUUAUUGUUACAACCGAACCGACUAACCGCCGGCACUAAAAAUAAUAAUUAAUCCGAACACAUGAUAAUCACCAGAUGGAAAAAUGCUCCCAAACCAAUGGGAAACAUCGUUCAAACAAAAACAAAAACAAAAUAGUGGAAAGAAAGACCUCGUACUCAUGAGCUUAUAUAAUAUAGACUUUGUAUGGUGUGUGUUUUGAUAAGAUCCUCGUACCAAUGAGCUUCAUUACAAUGGAACCCCUCCACCAAAACAUGAUCUCUUGCUCUUCCUUCUUCGACACCCCCUUCCUCCUCGCACUCGCAACCAUACUCGUAGUCACCCUAUUUAUCCUAAAGCACAAGCUAUCCAAAACCGCCGUCUUAAACCUGCCGCCGGGGCCACGGAAGCUUCCCAUCAUAGGAAACAUCCACCAUAUGGCCGGCGACUUACCUCACCGUCGACUCAGCCACUUGGCCCGUAAAUAUGGUCCCGACGUGAUGAGCCUACAGCUCGGGGAGCUCUCUCACAUCGUAAUCUCAACCCCUGAAGCCGCCAAACUGGUGAUGAAAACCCACGACCUAGCUUUCGCUUCCAGGCCUUACCUCCUGGCCGCGGACAUACUCUACCACGGUCGCAAGGACAUAGCUUUCGCACCCUAUGGAGAUCACUGGCGUCAGAUGCGCAAGAUCUGCACCCUCGAGCUCUUCAGCGCGAAACGAGUUCAGUCUUUUCGUCACAUCAGGGAAGAAGAGGUGUCCAAUCUCGUGGCUUCUCUUACUCGUUCUGCAGCUGCGGGAAUGCCUGUGGAUCUCACUAGGAUGGUUUCUACGGUGACGAGUGCCAUAACUUCCAGGGCAGCGUUCGGUAAAGCGCAAGAACUCACCGAUGCUUUUAUGAUCGUCGUCGAUAAUGCUUCGGAUGUUCUUGGAGGUUUCAGAAUCUCUGAUCUCUAUCCUUCCUUCAAAUUGCUGCCUGUCCUCACUGGGUUCAAAGCUAAGCUAGAGAAGAUGCGCGAGGCAUCGGAUUCGGUGCUGGAUCAAAUCAUCGAUGAACAUAAAGCUAGAAGAAGGGCGGCAGUUAUUAAGGAUGGUGAUGAUGAUGGAAAGAAAGAGGAUCUUGUUGACGUCCUUCUCAAUCUUCAAGAGAACCAGCUGGAUCUUGGAGCUCCUCCCAUCACAAUGGAGGUCGUUAAAGCAAUAACUUUGGAAUUGUUUCUAGCUGGCAUUGAAACAUCAACUACGACAAUAGGGUGGACCAUGUCGGAAAUAAUAAAUGAUUCGAGAAUUCUACAAAUGGUACAACAGGAGGUCAGGCAGGUAUUUGGUUCCGAUGACGAAAAGCAUUUUGACGAAGCAAGCCUCGAUCAAUUGAAUUAUCUGGAUAUGGUAAUUGCCGAGAGUUUAAGAUUACACCCACCGGCUCCUCUGCUUGUUCCGAGAGAAAAUGUGGAUCAAAAGGUGAAACUCAUAUCAUAUGAUGUCCCUAUCAACAACAACGUCAUCGUGAACGUCUGGGCGAUCAAUCGAGAUCCUCGUUACUGGAAAGAGGCAGAGAGAUUCUUCCCGGAAAGAUUUAUGAGCUGCUCGAUUGAUUAUAAGGGAACUGAUUUUCAUUUCAUUCCAUUUGGUGCUGGAAGAAGGAUGUGUCCGGGAGUUUCUUUUGGAAUGGUUAUUGUGAAAUUUAUCCUUGCAAAUUUGCUUCUCCAUUUCGACUGGACGCUUCCUGCUGGACAGAAAAACAUUGAUAUGACUGAAUGCUUUGGAGUGACGCUCAGGAGACAACAUGCUCUCCAUCUAAUUCCAGUUUCAUAUGGUCACGUUCUUUUUGAAUGAAGAGGUUGUAAUAAAGAUGCUAGUAUUAUAUUUGUGCUUUUCUUGUGUUUCAAUAUGUAAAAUUUCAUUAUGUCCUACAAUAUUUUUCUACCAAAUAAACAUAUGUAAUUUGUGUGAUUCUUCUGUUAAAAAAAAACUGAUACGUACUUUAAAAUUGGGCCUCUAUACAUAAGACUCUAUAUGACACAAAAUGCUAACAACUCACAAAUGUGAUCUUCUAUAAUGACCUGCACUCUGAAGUAAAAUAACAUUGUUUUAUAUCUAGGUUUAAUAAUAUUGACACUUUAACAUAAACACAACCUUUGAUUCAUGUGCUUCUCAUUCCAUAAUUUACACUAUUAUAUUUUGAAAUUUUUUAGAGGAGUUUGGUGGAGUACAGCUGGUUCAGGUUCAACCAUGGUCACAUUAACUCUCAUUUCAUGUGAUUAAGUUUUUAUUGAUUUGGAGGGCACAUCACACCAAUAUAUUUAAUUUAAGCGAAAAAAUAUGUGAAUAAUGAUGAAAUGGACAUCUCACUAACCGAUGUAAAUAUAGGUUAUCAUUUUGUUUGAAAGUGAAACAUUAUAUUAAGAAACCCUAGAACCGUUUAUCUGGUGGUAUCAGCCAAGAGUAAUUAAUAAAGAAUUUUCCUUUUGACAAUUUGCUACCUAAAUUUUGAUAUAUUUUAUGAUUUAAUAUCUAAAGUUAAUUGUUAUGCAUAGAAGUCUUAAAAAAUAUUGAUGAAAAAUUACAUUUCAGUACUUAAAAUUUUCAUCUCUCAUUAUACACCUAAGAUUUUUAAAGUUUACAAAUAGAUCCGAAUAUAUAAGGUUGAUGGUCUGCUUUAUGAGGUAUGGUAUGUUUUACGACUUGUGGUCUCCAUUACGGUGGUUGCAUGACUCUGUUAAGUAGUAUUAUUUCAUAGCGCAAAUUAAUUAUCAUGUGAUCUAUUCAUUCCCUAUAGUACGAUGAAUUUCUUCACCAAGCAAGGCAAAUUAGCCCUCAGAUACUCUCGAUCGACAAAGUACUUGAAGAAGGAUUUCUUUUUUCGGUCAACUCACUCGGAGAAAUAUGAUUGCUUGAAGCGAACCUCGAGUCGAAGGUAAUCUUGAAACGGAUAUAUGUGUAUUCAGUAUUCUUCAUUGUCUCAUGGCCAAAUGAAGAUGAAGGCUGUUGGAGCUAAACUUUGAGCCAUGGAGAAUAAUUAAGAAAGGUCGAGGAAGAGGAAACUUAUCAGCCAACCGCCAAAGUUUCAUCUCUGAUCGGCGCCACCUAACCCUAGAUGUUGUUAAUAAAUCCUGCUCAACUACUCCAUUGAUCUUGAGCAUUAAUUUAAAAGAAUGAAUCCCUACACGCCACAUGGAGAGAUGCUCCUCCAACCAAUGGGAAACAUUCGUCGGAACAAAUUAAAAAAAUAUUGUAGAAAGACCUCGUACUAAUGAGCUUAUAUAUUAUAAGAGUGAUGGUUGUUUUUUAUCAGAUCCUCCUACCAUGGAACGCGUCAAGAUUGUAUUGGGAAGAUCACUUGACUAAUAGUGACAGAAAAGUGGUAAAGAGGGAGCGUCUUAAUUUUUUCUUCUUAUUAAUUGCGCUCAUCACACUUCUCCUUCCUCUAUUCACUUUUUUCUCUCACUUCCAACAAGAACAAAAAGCCAAACUCAAAUCAAUGAUAAAAAUAUAUAAAAAAAACACACAUAUAUAUGCAAAUUCGAAAAAAAAGAUUGAGUUCUUUUGUUGGUUUGAUCAUCUUGCACAAAUCUUACCUAAUCAUUUGCAAUGAUUAAUUAGUUGCGGUUAACGGACAUAAAAAUCGAUAAUAAUC
Messenger RNA from Linum trigynum, 4683 nucleotides. The record is from the annotation of a GenBank genome assembly. NCBI's taxonomy places the organism in Eukaryota, Viridiplantae, Streptophyta, Magnoliopsida, Malpighiales, Linaceae.